AUGGCACCGUCUACCGCCAGGCGGGAGGCAUCUGGCGUCAGCUACUACCACGGUGCUAGCAAAGUACGGCUUCUGCCGCUGACUGCGGGCCAGGUGAUCGACAGGGCUGCCGACACCAAGGGAGACAACGUGGCCAUAGUUUCCUGUCACCAAGGAAUCUCCAAAACUUACGUGCAAUUCAAGCGCGACAUCGAUCACCUGGCUGCCGCCCUGGUCUCUCUCCGGCUACCAUUGGGAUCCAUGGUUGGCAUCGUAGCGUCUAACAUAUACGAGUGGCCGGUCGUGCAGUUUGCAGCGGCCAAGGCUGCCCUCGUCCUUGUAAAUAUCAACACUUGGUAUCAGGUGCCGGAGAUGGAGCACUGCCUAAGGCUUGUGGACUGCGAAGCACUGAUCCUCUCGAACAAGUUCGCCCGCCAGGACUACUACGCGAUGAUGCUGCAGAUUGCACCUGAGCUGGAGCAGUGCAAGCCAGGUGAACUCAAGUGCGCGAGGCUGCCACGCUUGAAACAAAUUAUCUUGCUUGGAGAUGAAGCGAAACCGCUCUACAUCUACAUCUACAUCAUAUGGGCUCCGCCGACUAUCAACGUUUUAGCCGAAAGCUCGUCAAGUGCACCUGCCUCGAGUAUCCCAUCGGAUUCCACUCGACCAAAGCUGCGUUUCAAGACCAAGUUCAAGUCCGGCGGCGGGGCACGAGACCCGUCGGUGCCCGAACAAACUGAUUGCCGCCAAGCGCGGGAAGACGACUCACCAGUCUCGAUCGCGGGAGCGGUCGGAACAGAGGACCAAAAAGGCACCGGGGCGCUGGUUCGAGUCGACGGAGGAGGAGGACCUCUAUCGACGCCGAUCGAGAUCCAGAUCGUCACAAAGAGGCACAGCGAAGAGCAGUACCCCUUCGAGGGACCCCUCAGGCUCCAGGGCUUCGCAGCGGUGAAAGUGGUGGACAGCGAGAAUAACAUCGUUCCUGUUGGCACACCGGGACAGCUGUGCGCACGCGGCUAUCUCGUAUUCCUCGAGUACUACAACGAGCCCGAUAUGACCAAAGAUGUGGUGCGGGACAAGUGGUAUCACACCGGGGACGAAGCGGUCAUGACUGAAGACGGCCACGUGAUCAUCAGCGGCCGCAUCAGUGACAUGAUCUGCCGUGGCGGUGAGAACAUUUACCCGCUCGAGAUCGAGAAGCUCCUCUACACGCAUCCGGACAUUCAAGAGGUUCAGGUUGUUGGCGUACCCGACAAAAGGUUUGGCGAAGAAAUCUGCGCCUGGGUUAGCUUGAAAGAAGGGAAGAUCCUAACUGAAAGAGAUAUCAAGAUGUUCUGCGACGGAAAAAUCAGCCGAUUCAAGACACCGAAGUACGUUCUAUUUGUUGACUCCUUCCCGAAGACGAUAUCUGGAAAGAUUCAGAAGUUCAAGAUGAGGGAGCAAAGUAGGAAGACAUUAAACCUUUGAACGUUCUACGUCGAUCGCUGCUUUUUCUGUUAUCUUAAAUGCAUUACAGGCGCAAUAGAACAAGCCGGUCAUGUGUGGACUUAGACAUGUGCGCCCUGUCAAAAUACACAUCGGAACGAAAACGGCAUAGUUGAACUUGUAGUGAUAUAUCCGACAAGCAGUAGAUUGUCCAACGUAGUA
This is a messenger RNA of Dermacentor silvarum, 1626 nucleotides long. Its product is annotated as medium-chain acyl-CoA ligase ACSF2, mitochondrial. The transcript is spliced from 11 exons. Gene Ontology annotation, biological process: fatty acid metabolic process. Lineage: Eukaryota; Metazoa; Arthropoda; Arachnida; Ixodida; Ixodidae. Bases 1 to 1446 code for a protein of 481 amino acids. The record is from RefSeq and is a predicted model, not a curated record. Gene Ontology annotation, molecular function: medium-chain fatty acid-CoA ligase activity.